Molecule: messenger RNA, 4209 nt
Organism: Dicentrarchus labrax (European seabass)
Lineage: Eukaryota; Metazoa; Chordata; Actinopteri; Moronidae
Gene: palm1b
Product: paralemmin 1b
Exons: 6
Coding region: 591-1280 (229 amino acids)
Biological process (GO): regulation of cell shape
Cellular component (GO): membrane
Source: RefSeq, a predicted model, not a curated record
UACAUACUCCUGUCUGGAAUUCACACCGUGCAGUGCACCAGGGAGUUUGGUUUAUUAUACCAGAGAAUGAGACUUGUGCAUCCCUGAGGUUUAGCUCGAAAUUCAGCUCAGGUUGCCACUGGUGAUAGAGUCUGGCUCCUGUGCCCUGUCAGAAUAUCACGUAGGCUUGUGUGUGUGUGUGUGUGUGUGUGUGUGUGUGUGUGUGUGUGUGCUCUCCUUUCUGUGUCUAUUCCUGUCCCUGAAUAGAACAAUAUCGAGUGGACCGACUCCUGCUUUUACUCUGUUUUUGUAAUUAUGUUUGAUCACAGCAGGUGUAGGCGCAACCAGACAGAGAGUGUUUUUGUUUGGUCUUGUGUCCAUUGUUUUCUCUCCUCAGCCCUGUGUGACAAGACCACCAAGUUCAUGAUGAUAGCAUAUAACACACCCCUUUGGAUUCGUGUGGAGUCCUCGAAGCACAUCAGCUGUUUGUUUUAUUCAUCCACAUAGCUACGGUGACACCUGUUUGAUUCCUGGAGAUGGUGGGAAAAUAAGUGCAGUGAAAGUGAUUGACUCUUCUUCCAUGACAGUUUCUUCUGAGGUGACAGCCCAGGAUGGCUGAGGUGUCACAAGAGGAGAGACUCCAGGCCAUCGCUGAGAAAAGGAAGAGGCAGACAGAGAUUGAAAACAAGAGGAGGCAGCUGGAUGACGACCGACGACAACUCCAGCAUCUCAAGUCGAAGGCACUGAGGGAGCGCUGGUUGUUAGACGGAGCUCCAGCUGAGGAGGAGACUCAGAAGCGUCUGCAAGAGGAUGAAGUGAAGACCAAACUCCUGGAGCAGGUCAUCCUCAGGCUGGAGCAAGAGAUUGAAGAACUGGAGACAGACGUGCCAGCCAAUAAAGGUGUGGCCAAAGAAAAUGGAGGUGAAAAUGGAGUAGUGCAGACCUCUGGUCAGACCCCCAAAAGAGAGGUGACAGGGAUUGAGGCCAAGCUGCUGGGUCCCAGUCCUGACCAAGCUAGCGCAGACAACCCUGUUACCCUUGUGUUCAUGGGCUACAAGACCGUCGAAGAGGAGCCGGAGACCCGCACGGCCUUGGGAAUGGAAGGGGUAGAUGGCAACGUCAAGGCUGAGUUUGUUGUGAUCGAGGAUGGGGAGGGCAAAGUGGGAGGGGAGGCAGCCACAGAAGAGCAGGCUCCACCCAACGGGAGCAUGGCGGAGAAAGAAAAGGCCAAUGGAGGUGGCGAAGAUGGGGAGAAGGAAAAGGAGAAGAAACAGACCUGCAAAUGCUGCACGGUCAUGUGAGCUGUGUGUGCAUGUGUAUGUCGAAGAGUGUGUGUGUUGGGUGUGUGUGGGUGAGUGCACACCUGCUCCUGUGCAGGCAUGUGUGCCAUUGCAUGUGUCUGUAUUUGCAGAUGUGUGUAACUUUGUGUCUGUGUGGGAGAGAGAGAGUGUGUGUGUGUGUGUGUGUGUGUGUGUGUGUGUGUGUGUGUGUGUGUGUGUGUGUGUGUGUGUGUGUGUGUGUGUGUGUGUGAAUGUGUCAGGACUGGAAAAAAACAAAAAACCGAAGUACAGCUACACAGCCAAUAUACCAACAAUGAGAGCCAAUACAAGCUCCAGCUACAACAACAAGAACCACAGACUCAUAAGUACACUUUACUCUGUAUACUUUCUCUGAUAUGUAUUUGACUUUUGAUUUCUAUUGAUAUUUUUCUAUUUUUCUGUCUUGACAUUUAUAUUGUAUUCAGUAUGUAUAUCUUUAUUAUGGGACUGUGUACUGUAAGUUCAUUGUUAUUAUUGUUGGGAAAAAAGAAAAUGUAUUAGCUCUCUGGAUUGUACUGCUACCCACCGGGAAAAUCUGGAAACUUUAAAUCAUUUAAGUCAAAACAGCAAGCUAUGAAGGACACAGAUACUUAAAUAUAUAUAUUUCUCUGUGUAGGCCUACCAACUAUUUAUCGGUCAAUUUCAUAUUGCAAUAUUGUCUAAGAUAUUAUUUUAAAUAGUAUUUUAAUAUAUUGAUAUGAAAUUAUGUUUUAUACAAUGUAUUUAUUGUUUUUGGUUCUCUAUAUCAUCUCCAACCAUUAACUGCAUGUAAGCUUGUAAGCACUACCAGAUUUGCGUUACAAUCAUUACAAGUGUCUGUGCUUUCUUAGACUCAUAUGUGCUCAAAUCUUUUUGUCUUUCUAUCAGUAACAGUUCAUAAUAAUUGGCAGUGUUAGAGAUGUGCAUUAAAUUUUAAAAGAAAUCAGCACGGAGACAAUGAGGCUAAUUAGAACAGUGAACAUAUUGCAAAUCGCAUCAGCUUCUCAUAAAUACUAUAUGUGACACAUGUACAUGAAGAUCACAGCUUUUGUAUUUUUUAAAUAAGAUGGAUACACUUACUUAAUGAUCAAUAGAGUCAUGACAGACCAUUGCACAACGAUUAGAAAUGCUUAACUAAUUUUGCUCUCACAACAGUAGAAUCAAUGUAAAUCUUAUGAGGUAGCACUGCAUGAAGCCUUGCAACUGUUUUGACUGUCUUGUCACUUGUUAGGUCUUUAGUAUACGCUAUCACGUUCACAUGAAUGUAAAUCCAGGGGUUAAAUUGGGAUUCGCUCUAAAAUGAUGAGAAGAGGCGCGCUUGCUAAGCUCACCGUAAAGGAAAAAAAACGCUUUUUGUCUCUUUAUGAACCAAAUAAAAUCUGAUGAUACUGUAAUUUCACUGUGUUGGUCGGCUGCUGGUUUCUGUCCUGCUCGCUCCCAGUUUAAUCCCUGACUUUUGUCCGUAGACCUGGGGCCCAAUAGUACUUGAAUAGAUUUACAGAAAAAGACAAAGAUGAAGGGCAUCUGAAUAGACUUUUCUCACAAAUAAAGAUACUCUCUGGGGACCUUAAAUCUCUCCAGCAAGACAAAAAUGUAGAGUAUUUAGCUGUGCCCAGGUACCCAAGCUUUUAAAAAUAGGCCAUAUUCUAGAAGAAAAAACAGUCAACCCUUUUAAAACUGCAUGUUGCUAGCGAGACAAAUCGUGCAUAUACAAUAUAUCGAUUCAAAGACCUGAAAGCCUAUUGAAAUAAAUUUUGGCUCAGUAGAGGCCAUUGACGGUCUUGGUCGGUGAUCCAACUCCAGCAAUGUUUCUAACCCCCCACCCCCCACCCCAGGCUCACCCAUGUCUCUGAUUCACCCACACACCAUCACCAUCAUCUCAUCGUCAAACUGUUUUCAUCCACGUCGUCAAAUACACACACCCCCACCUUCUAUGCUCGGAGACACGCAGUUCAAAAACCUCUCAAGUUGGUGCUAAUCCUGAGUCUCGUCUAACACUCUCCAUCCACCAACUUUUCUUUUUUUUCUGUUCCCUCUGUCUUACUCAAAUCACUGGUGAGGGGGGAUUGUGGGAAUCUACUGCCUCCUGCAUACACUUUUGCAACCUUCAGUGCCAGAUGCAUUCUCUCAAGUCCUGCCUACAUUUACCACCAGAGAAAUGAUCCCCUCUAACAUUCCAAAGGGAGGUCAGCAGGCGUGGACAGAUGAAAUAUAGUCUAUGCUUUCCAUAUGUACAGUUCCACUGUAAUUGUACAAUUUGCAAUUUUGUUUCUUAUAUUGACUCUCAUGUUUUUCUUUCCUAUGGCCUCUUUGCAAGGCAGUAUAUUGUAUUUGAUGUGUGUAUUUUUAAAAAAAAAAAAGAGAUUACAUCUGUGUAUUGUUGGUGCCUUUGUCAGGUUCAGUUGGUUGGACUUGUCUGUCUGCUGCCAUUUUUUAGACCAGGGUUUUUCUUGCUCUGCUCCUGGUCAUGAUGACCCACUGGAAACACUGCCUUCUAGUCUAGAGGGUCACAACACUACUAUAAUAGAAUAUAAUACCCAUUUUCCACAUUAUAAAUAAAUGCAGCUCAAACAAUAGGUAAUAUGCAGAGUACUAUUGAUGUCUUGAAAAAACUCUACACAUACAAGAAACCACACCCAGGUUAACAUUUUGCUGGCAUACAAACUUUAUGCAGGAGACUAACUGACAGUCUAUGUAUUUAUGUACAGUAUAUUCAUGUAUAUACAGUAUGUGUGCAUGUCUAUAGGCAUACAGACAUACAUCUGUAUACAUAGAAAUACAUGUAAAUUUGUUAAGCUAAAACUUUGCUUAAAAGUGGGUCUCUGGGACAGCAGCAGAAAAAGCAGCCUUGUGUUAAACCAAUGCCUGUUCAUCUAUUCUGUGGUCGUCUAAAUGUUUAAUCUUGAAUAAAACUACUGUUUGUUUACGGCAA